ACUACAUUGAAAGUUGAAAAAAUCGGUUGAACUCAUACAGACUCAAGUCGUUUUGCUGUUGUGGAAUUUAAAACAAUUAAAUUGCAAAGGUGGUGAAAUUCGUUUCUAACGAAAAUCAAAAUUUGUCUUUUAACCGGUGGCGCCGUCUGCAAAAUCGACUACCGUCGCGCCGUUAGAACAUUGUCAUUGUUUGCUGGUGUUAGUGCCUUGUCGCGGAAUGUUCACACGUACACCACCUACAAAUAAAAAACUUAACACCGACCAAAUACAAGCAAUUCUAGAGAACGAAAGCGAGGACGAAAGCAGAAAAGAAAAAAUGAACGAAGAAGAUCAAAAGUUGGCGCCUGUAGGAGAAGCAGAGGCAAAGAAGCAGAAUAAAGACGCUAGUGCUAAAGUCGAAGAGAAAUUUGAACAAAUGAUGAAUACUCUAACCCAGAGCAUGUUGGCAAAAUCUAAACAAGAGGGGCAAGUAAUUAUCGCUGCAGAAAAAUUUGAAAAAGUUGUAAGUGACUGUGAUGGCAAAUCAAUUCCUAUUAAAAAAUGGUUUGAAAUUUUUGAGAAAAAUGCCGAGGCAUAUGAACUUUCGGAGAAACAAAAAUAUGUUCAAGCCAGAAGUAAGAUGAUUGGAUCAGCAGAACUUUUCUUAGAAUCUGAAUGUGUCAGUGGAUACACUGAACUCAAAGAGUUACUAAUUGAAGAAUUUUCAGGCAGCUAUAAUAGCGCCGUUAUUCACAAAAAGUUGCAAGACAGGAAGAAGAAGAGGGAGGAAACUCUACACGACUAUUUGUUACAAAUGAAGAAAAUAGCAGCCUUAGGUGAAGUUGAAACAGUUGCUUUGAUAACUCAUAUCGUAAACGGCCUCGACAUUAAAAAGGAGUAUAAGGGUGCUAUGCUCCGUUGUAAAACUCUUAAGGAAUUAAAGCAAGAAUUCGAAAUCUACGAGAGUCUGAAUAUUGUUGACAAGCCGAAUAUUCAACCAAAACCAAAGCAAAUUACACAAGGUGUAAAAGCAGAUCACUGCUUCAACUGUGGUUCGAGGGAACACAAACGAAAGGAUUGUACACUUCCUACCAAAUGUUUCAGCUGUAAUCAAGAGGGCCAUAUCUCAAGCAAGUGUCCGGAAAAAGUAAACAGCAUGCGCAUUCACGUUGAUAGUGCACGAACAAAGCCAGUAAUCAUAAAUGGGAUUAUCAUCAACUGUCUGGUGGACACAGGAUCAGAUGUGACCAUAAUUAAAGAAGCUAUAUUCAAGAAGAUGAAAGAUGUUGAUUUAAACCGCACUGCAACAGUCGAUGCGUUUUCAAAGUUUGUCUGGUUAUUCCCAACCAAAUCAACCGGACAGGAAGAAGUGGUCAAGAGGCUGACCGACUGGUCAAACAUUUUUGGUUUCCCUAAGCGAAUUGUUAGCGACAAAGGAACGGCCUUUACGAGUGGUGCGUUCGAACAAUUUAUGAGCAGCCAUAACGUGGAACACGUCUGCACAACUACUGGAGUGGCCAGAGGCAACGGCCAGAUAGAACGAGUAAAUCGUUUAAUUUUGGCAAUAAUAUCAAAGCUGUCUUCAGACGAACCGUCGAAGUGGUACAAAUAUGUGCCUGAGGUACAAAAGGCGAUCAACUGUCACGUGCAUUCAUCACUGAAGCUGUCACCAUUUGAGGUCAUGUUUGGCACCAAGAUGUACACCCGAGUUGAGGAUCGGUUACUGGAACUGCUCCAAGAAGAAGUGGUCUGUCAAUUCAACGAGGACCGCUAUGAGAUGAGACAGCUGGUAAAACGCAACAUCGAGCAGGCGCAGAAGGACUACAAGCGCAAUUACGACAAAAAGCGCCGAGCUGAAUACAAAUACAAAGCAGGUGAUCUGGUUGCAAUUAAAAGGACCCAAUUUGUAGCUGGCCGCAAGAUGGCAAGCGGGUAUUUAGGUCCAUACGAAGUCACAGGAGUCAAAGACAAUGGCAGAUAUGACGUUAAAAAAGCAGCAAACGUCGAAGGACCCAAUGUCACAUCCACCAGCUGUGACAACAUGAAGUUGUGGAAGUACAUAGCCGAAAAUGCAGACCUAUUGUCAUCCGGGUCGGAUGAUGAGGAUCAGGAGGGCCGAAUGUAACAUGGAGUAAGGCUGAAGGCUGGCAACAACCCGGUUGGCAGCGCUGUUGAGCAGCAACAUGAUUGUCGGAAAUCGAAGUUAUCGACAAUCAGUCAUCGAAGGAACGAUCGCAAGGCAGC
Molecule: messenger RNA, 2223 nt
Organism: Drosophila mauritiana
Lineage: Eukaryota; Metazoa; Arthropoda; Insecta; Diptera; Drosophilidae
Exons: 2
Coding region: 218-2104 (628 amino acids)
Biological process (GO): proteolysis; DNA integration
Molecular function (GO): aspartic-type endopeptidase activity; zinc ion binding; nucleic acid binding
Source: RefSeq, a predicted model, not a curated record